This is a messenger RNA of Chara braunii, 890 nucleotides long. Lineage: Eukaryota; Viridiplantae; Streptophyta; Charophyceae; Charales; Characeae. The record is from the annotation of a GenBank genome assembly.
GCUCCCUACCAAACGACAGGAUGGAUGAAGAAACGAUAUCCUGUUCGAACACGCAGGAUGAAGAAACGAGACGCAGACGAUGAUGACAGCGAUGGUGCUAGGGCAACGACGAUGGAGAUGGUGACGGUGCGAUGGAGAUGGAGAUGGCGACGAAGCUGGCGAUCGAGAUGGCGAUGGCUAUGGCGACGUGCGAAGGACAUGGUGCCAUGCACGUGACCAUGGACAUGGCGAUGGCGAUGGCGAUGACAUGGCGAUGGUGUGAUGAAGAUGGCGAUAAAGAUGUCGAUGGAGAUGGCGAUGGAGAUGGCGAUGGAGAUGGCGAUGGAGAUGGCGAUGGAGAUGGCGACGAAGAUGGGGAUGGAGAUAACGAUGAAGAUGGCGAUGGAGAUGGACAUGGCGAUUGUGCGAUGGAGAUGGCGACGAAGAUGGCGAUGGCUAUGGCGACGUGCGAAGGACAUGGUGCGAUGCACGUGACCAUGGCCAUGGCGAUGGAGAUGGCGAUGGUGUGAUGGAGAUCGCGAUGGUGCGAUGCACAUGACGAUGGACACGUGUCGAUGGACACAUGGCGAUGAAGAUGGCGAUGGUGUGAUGGAGAUGGAGAUGGCGAUGGAGAUGGCGGCGAAGAUGGCGAUGGAGAUGGCGAUGAAGAUGGCCAUGGUGUGAUGAAGAUGGCGAUGGUGUGAUGAAGAUGGCCGUGACGAUGGUAAUAGAGAUGGCGAUGAAGAUGCAGAGUGAAACGACUCGCCAUUCCGUGGGGAGAACGACGGCGGUGAAUUUUUAUUUUUAUUUUUUUUGGGGGGGAGGGAACGAUGGCGGCGGAGGUGUUAUGCGGAGAACGAAGGAAACCGAAAAAACCGGAGGACCGGUUAAAAUCAAUCACCAAAAAAAAA